AUGAUUGUGGACUUCAGGAAGAGCACUGUCCCCCCACCCCCACCCUCCGUGAUGGACUCCCCCAUCACCUCUGUGGAGUCCUUCCGUUUCCUGGGCACCACCAUCACCCAGGACCUCAAGUGGGAGCCGACCAUCAGCUCCCUCAUCAAGAAGGCCCAGCAGAGGAUGUACUUCCUGCGGCAGCUCAGGAAAGCCAAGCUGCCUGCACAGAUGUUGGUGCAGUUCUACACGGCCAUCAUCGAGUCCAUCCUCACCUCCUCCAUCACCUCCUCCAUCGCCUCCUCCAUCACCUCCUCCAUCACCUCCUCCAGCACCUCCUCCAUCACCUCCUCCUUCACCUCCUCAUCACCUCCUCCAUCACCUCCUCCAUCACCUCCUCCAUCACCUCCUCCGUCACCGUGUGGUUCGCUGGAGCCAGAGUCAGGGACAAACAGGGACUACAGCGCAUUGUGCGCUCUGCAGAGGAAGUGA
Knipowitschia caucasica is the source of this 471-nucleotide messenger RNA. NCBI's taxonomy places the organism in Eukaryota, Metazoa, Chordata, Actinopteri, Gobiiformes, Gobiidae. The record is from the annotation of a GenBank genome assembly.